Scedosporium apiospermum is the source of this 1179-nucleotide messenger RNA. RefSeq names its product D-arginase. The coding region runs from base 1 to 1179 and encodes 392 amino acids. The transcript is spliced from 7 exons. Lineage: Eukaryota; Fungi; Ascomycota; Sordariomycetes; Microascales; Microascaceae. Gene Ontology annotation, molecular function: metal ion binding; agmatinase activity. The record is from RefSeq and is a predicted model, not a curated record.
AUGAUCGCCCUGACAUCAAGCUUCCUCCUCCUUGCCACCACGGUAUUUGCUCAUGUUGGCCAUGAUCAGACUCCUAUGAUUGCCGGUCCUCUCCAGGGUCUUUGGUAUAAUAGCCUUCCUGGUGAUGGCGGCACUCAGGCCGACUCCGUCUUCUCUGGCAUCGCUACUUUUGCCCGCCUGCCAUAUUUUCCGUGCUUGUCCAGCGACACUGAGCGCUUUGACAUUGCAUUCCUCGGCGCUCCGUUCGAUACUGGAACGUCGUAUAGGCCAGGUGCCCGCUUCGGGCCCAGUGGCAUUAGACAAGCAUCGGCUAACGUGGGGUUCAGUGGUGGCUACAAUGUUCCUCUCAAGGCAAAUCCCUUCACCGGCGAGCUGAGAAUUCUUGACUGCGGUGAUAUUCCAGUCACAUCGUAUGACAACACUUGGGCUAUCCGACAAAUUGAGCAGGGUCACAACAGCCUGCUUAUGCGCAAGCCUUUCACCAACGCCGAGCAGCCCGGCCCUUCGCGGGCUGGGCACACCCUGCCUCGUAUCAUCACCCUCGGUGGUGACCAUACGAUCACCCUCCCUCUGCUGCGGAGCAUCAACAAAGCCUACGGCCCUGUAACUGUUAUCCACUUCGAUAGCCAUCUCGACACCUGGAAGCCCAAAGUCUUUGGUGGUGAACCUAGUGAUGUCGCCGCCAUUAAUCAUGGCACAUAUUUCUACCACGCCGCUAUGGAGGGUCUCCUCAAAAAUGACACCAACAUUCACGCCGGUAUCCGCACCACACUCUCCGGUCCCUCCGACUACGAGAAUGAUGGAUAUUGCGGCUUCGAGAUUGUCGAGGCUCGCGAGAUCGAUACUAUUGGUAUUGGGGGUAUUAUCAAGAAGAUUCGUGAGAGAGUUGGCACCACCAACCCAGUCUAUCUAUCCAUUGACAUUGACACCAUUGACCCCGCUUUUGCCCCUGCGACCGGUACUCCCGAAACUGGUGGCUGGAGCACGCGCGAGUUCCGAACCAUCCUUCGUGGUUUGGAGGGCAUCAAUAUUAUCGGAGCUGAUAUCGUUGAGGUCGCGCCGGCAUACGAUACCAAUGCGGAGCUGACUACUAUGGCUGCUGCUGAUGUGCUCUACGAAGUUAUGACUAUGAUGGUCAAGGCGGGUCCUCUCAGCAUGUCCCGCUCCGAAGAGUUGUAG